UAUGUUAUAAUCUCAUGAUAAUGGAACCACAAAUCAAGAGUAUAAAAGAGUAGUAGAGAAAUGCUCAAGAUAUUUGAAUGAAAGAUCUAAAUUAAAACAUCAAUCUAAUGAUAAGUUAUGUGCAGCAGUACGUAAGAUUUAUCUGAAUCCUCUUCUUCCUUUAUUAUAAUCUGAUCAUGAAUAAUCUACUUAUCGAAUGAGAAGACGUUAAUCUUCCUUAUUAAAAGAUCAAUAUUUGCAUUUUAAGUAAGAAUCUAUUGAAAAAAUAAAUGGUAACAUCUAAUAAUAAAUUGUGAAUCAAAAUUCAUACUCAGUACCAAAAAAACAAUAACAUUAAUCAUAAGCCAAUCUUGAAACAUCACAAUAAUAAAGAUUUUUUAUUGGUUUAUAUAAAAAUUAGAGGAUUGAAAAUUAGAGCUAAAAUAUCACUAUUAAAGAUUUAGUAUAAUUACACAAAUAUUCAUCAGGAUAAUAAUAAAAUAUAACUCAUUUGCCUUAAUUGUAAUAGCCAUCAAAUGAAAUUAAUUUAAGUAAAUAUUUUGUUAAAAAAGCAAAACCUAAAAAGAUUUCUUUUGAUGAUAUCUCUUUUACUAAAAAAUGUGAAAAAGAAAGAGGAAACAUUAUAGUGAGGAUUGAUAAAAUGUAAGUAGAUGAAUUUUCAGAAAAAGUAAUAGAAUAUCUCUUAAUGUAAGAUAUAAUGAGAUUAUUCUUUCAAAAUUCUAGUGUUAUAUAAUUGAAAGUAAUAAUGCUUGAACUUUUUAAAGGAGUUUAUUAUGAAUUUUCACUAAAUUUUGAACAAAUUAUAGCAUUUUUUACAACAUAACAAAUAACAUAUUUGGAAAUAUUUUAUAUUAAGUAUUCAAUCUCUUAAGUCUUGUUAAAUGCUAAUUACAAUUUUAAUUUUGUAGAAAGAGCUCUCAAUUAAUUUGAAGAAUAUCGUUAUCUAUUAUAAAAACCCAUUCCUUUUAUUACUAAAUUAUUUGAUAAUAUUUUUUAUUCCAAUGUUGUAAUAGGAGUUAUGAUGAAAUUAUUAAAAAGUCCAGCUUACAAAAAGUUUUUGACUAAUAAAAGUUUGAAAGUGAAUAAUUUAUAAAUUCAGUUAAGAAUGGAUUAUUUCCUUAUUUAGUUGGGGAAUUUGUGGGAUUGCCUCUGCAUGCUAGAAUUAAAGAUGUCAAAGCUGAAUUAUUCAAAUAAUCAAUCUUAUAGCCUUAUAUUAAUUAAGUUCUUGUAAUUAAAGUAAGGAAUCUAUUAAAUGAAUAUUAUCUUGAUGAAUUAUAUAUCAAAGAUGUGUAAAGGAGAUUACAAUUUCCAAAAGAAGGAUAAGUUCUUCCAGAAGAAACAAAUAUUCUUCUUUAUUAUAUUUAAUCCUAUAUACAAUAAACAGAUAAUUGAAAUAAUAAUUGAAUUAUUAUUAAAAAUUAUUAUUUGUACAAUGUAAGAACACUCUUAUACCAUCAAUUGA
Messenger RNA from Paramecium primaurelia, 1462 nucleotides. Lineage: Eukaryota; Ciliophora; Oligohymenophorea; Peniculida; Parameciidae. The record is from the annotation of a GenBank genome assembly.